Molecule: messenger RNA, 792 nt
Organism: Stylophora pistillata
Lineage: Eukaryota; Metazoa; Cnidaria; Anthozoa; Scleractinia; Pocilloporidae
Source: RefSeq, a predicted model, not a curated record
AUGACCAAAGUCCCAAGCCAGUACAGUAUCCCUAAGCUGGGGAAGCUGGUGAAGAAAGUUCGCCGAAAUUGCCAUGGAUGCAAAAGAUUUCAGGCGAUGGCAUACGCUGCUCCACCACCCGGAUGCCUUCCAACCACCCGUACCGAAGGUGUUAACACAUUUCAAGUGGUGGGGUCGACUACGCUGGUCCAUUGCGAUAUCGCAUAUCGAGACAACGACAAGGAAAGGCGUACGUUUUUUUAUAGGCAUGCAGCCUUACGAGGGGGGGUCUACCGGGACCUCUUGCCAAGUUUGGAAACAGAAGAGUGCUUGAGAAGUUUGAAGAAGUUCAACGGGAGGCGAGGGAGACUAAAGCGAAUCUAUUCCGAGAAUGGGAGAACAUUCGUUGGUGCUGCUAAGUGGGUCCGGACUGUGAUGAGAGAUGAGCGACUCCAGAAUUACUUGUCGGCCCAUCAGAUCAAGUGGCAGUUUAACCUAAGCCGCGCCCCAUGGUGGAGCGGUCAGUUUGAGAGAAUCAUAGGUCUAGUGAAGUCAGCUCUACACAAGUCGAUAGGAAAUGGGAUGUUGAGCUGGAAAUCGUUACAAGAGGUGUUAUCAGACGUGGAGACCAUACUUAAUAACCGACAGUUAAGUUAUCUUGAAGAUGAUCCUCAGUUACCUGUCCUGACGCCAAGCUCUAUGCUGUUCGUGAAUAGCAAUGUGCUGCCAGAGUUGCAAUCCAACCGUGUUGAAAGGGCUGACCUUCGCAAACGAGCCAAGCACUUGCUUAAGUACAAGGAAGCUGUGUGGUGA